Lathyrus oleraceus (garden pea) is the source of this 810-nucleotide messenger RNA. RefSeq lists its product as uncharacterized. Lineage: Eukaryota; Viridiplantae; Streptophyta; Magnoliopsida; Fabales; Fabaceae. The record is from RefSeq and is a predicted model, not a curated record. The transcript is spliced from 2 exons. The coding region runs from base 1 to 810 and encodes 269 amino acids.
AUGUCUCAACAUUCAUCAUCUACUAGUUCACAUUCAUCAUCUGCUCACCAUGGAAAAACUCCCUCAAUGGAGUUUGUAGAUGAAGAUGUGAUGGACGUCACUCCACUCUGCAUGAUACCAGGCGACACCCCAGGUCCCUCGUCCAAAGCUGAAGAUAAGCAAGGUAAUACCUCUGGUAACUCAUCUCUCCCAAAAGACAUGCAUUAUGCUGAUCGUGCAAUAAGGAACCUAAUCACUAGGAUUCUAAGAGAAGGGCAUGAAGUCAAAGGGGUUUCUACCUCCCUGCCUAGAAGGGAACCCUCUCCUGAGGAGGAACCUCAUGCUGAUAAAGAUGAGGACUCAUCUAAAUCAGAAAAAGAAGGUGCUGCUGAAGGGCUAUGCUCUCUAGGUAAAACCCUACCUAGCAAGAAACCAGCAAAUAUGUCUCAGAAGAACGUCAUUGACCUAGAGGAAGAAAGCUCUGAGAAGGAGGAUGAUCCUUUGGUUAAUCUUGUUAAACCGAGUGUUGCUGAGAAACUGAGAACUAGGCAAGGGAAAAGUGUGGCAAGAAUGAGAACAGGAAGAGUGAAAAGGACGGCUGGUAUAGGACCCUCAAAAGCUUGGAGCAAGGUUGAGGUUAGGAAAAGAAAAGAAAGAGAUAGCUCUGAGGAAGAUGUCAAAGACGAUGUCCCAGACAUCUCCCCUGCAAAAAGGCAGGUUGUUCAGAAGUCUCCUGGCAAGACUGAUGUUGUGCACCUAGACAAUAUCUCCUUUCAUUUGGAAGAUGGGGCAGCAAAAUGGAAACAUGUCAUUCAGAGGAGAACUAAUUGA